GCCGGAAGCGAUCCAAAUGGCAGACGGCAAGACAUUCUUCGUCGUGGGCAUUCUGUUGCUCGUUGCAGCCUCUCUGUACAGCAACCGUCGCAGUGUCGGACUUAUCAAAUUGCAUCGCGCAAUUACCGGAGAGCGAGGAUGUGCGCCGCUGCGCAAGAGUCUCGGAAACGUCACGCUGCAUUACUUCGCCUCCCGCGGUCGCGCCGAGGUCGUCCGUCUCGCACUGGAGGAGGCCGAAAUACCCUACACGGAGACAGGUUUUACGAAGGACACGUGGCCUGCUGCUAAGCAAGAGGGACUCAAGUCGGGUCUCUACCCGUUUGGACUUGUACCUGCUAUUGUUACUGAGGGAGGAGAUCGAAUUCCAGACAGUCAAGCGAUCCUUAGGUUUAUUGCUCGAGCUAGCAACAUGGACUGCGAGUGUGAAGACUCUACGAUGUGUGAUGUGUUUGCGAGAAGUACCGAGGACUUCCGCAAGCAGCGCAGCACUCUCGUCUACGACCCCGACUUCACCCCAGAGAAACGCCUCGAAUAUCUAACAACCGGAAAGGCCAAGCAAUGGAUGGGAUACUUCGAGAAACUCGCACCAUCGGCAGACAACAAACCAAACGACAACUCACACGCAUACUUCGUAGGCGACCACAUCACAUGGAUCGACAUCCUCAUAUUCGAUCUACUAGACGACCACGUCGCUCUCUCUCAAAUGGACGGACUAGAAAAAGUGAACAUCCUGGCCGACUUUCCGAGACUCCGUGCGUUUCACUCUGGAUUCUCCCGACGUCCAAACAUUGCUGCCUACCUUCAUAGCGACAGACGCCUACCCUACACGAUUCCGUACUCGGAGAAGCUCAAGAGCAAGGAGUAGGGUGGUGGUCACGUUUGCUGUUUGAAUGUCUGGUUUGUUAUACACUUUGCUAUGUUUGUUGUUGAAAGUGUGCUAGACUACGAGUCUGUAGGUAAUGUAUCUGCCGGCUGUUUCGCUCGAACGAAUGAUUUUGACGACCUGGAGAA
Corticium candelabrum is the source of this 1011-nucleotide messenger RNA. Its product is annotated as glutathione S-transferase-like. The coding region runs from base 17 to 865 and encodes 282 amino acids. Lineage: Eukaryota; Metazoa; Porifera; Homoscleromorpha; Homosclerophorida; Plakinidae. The transcript has 4 exons. The record is from RefSeq and is a predicted model, not a curated record. Gene Ontology annotation, molecular function: glutathione transferase activity. Gene Ontology annotation, biological process: glutathione metabolic process.